Messenger RNA from Poecilia latipinna (sailfin molly), 1768 nucleotides. RefSeq names its product dehydrogenase/reductase SDR family member 13-like. The record is from RefSeq and is a predicted model, not a curated record. Lineage: Eukaryota; Metazoa; Chordata; Actinopteri; Cyprinodontiformes; Poeciliidae. The coding region runs from base 104 to 1054 and encodes 316 amino acids. The transcript has 6 exons.
AAAGGGGCGUGUUUGUUUGAAUAAGGUUUGUACAAAAACUGAAAGUGCUCCGACUUCAUUCUCAGGCAAUCCGGUCUCCUGUGAGGUUCAAAGGCCAGAAAUAAUGUACACCAUAGUUCUGCUGGUGGGCUUUCUCAUAGCUGCGUACAUUUUCCAUGAGACGGCGGUGAAGGGGAAGAGUUGCACCAGCAAAGCAAAGUUGCAUGGCAAAACUGUGAUAGUGACUGGCAGCAACACUGGCAUAGGGAAGACCACGGCCAUAGAGCUGGCUAAAAGAGGAGCCAGAGUGAUCCUGGCCUGUCGCAGCAAGCAGAGAGGAGAAGCUGCUCUGCAGGACGUCAAGAGGGAGAGUGGCAGUAAUCAGGUGGUGUUCAUGCAGCUGGAUCUGGCUAGUCUUAAGUCGGUCCGCAGCUUUGCAGAGAACUUCCUGAAGACAGAACCCAGACUGGACAUCCUGAUCAACAAUGCAGGUCUGUUCAUAUUUGGUCGAACCGAGGACGGGUUCGGGAUGACGUUUGGUGUCAACCAUCUCGGUCAUUUCCUGCUGACUAACCUGUUGCUGGACCGACUGAAGGAGUGCGGACCGAGCAGAGUAGUGAAUGUGUCAUCUGGAGCGCACAAUUGGGGAACAGUAGAUUUUGACUGCCUGAACACCCACAAAGAUCUAAGGAUUGGGACGUCGUUUGUGGCUGGCCAAAGAGUUUAUGCAGACAGUAAGCUGUGCAACGUUCUCUUCACCUACGAACUUGCCAAGAGACUGAAGGGAACCAAGGUCACUUGCUACUCCCUCCAUCCAGGAGUCAUCAAGACUGACAUCAUCAGGAACACGAGCCCGAUUUUUCAACUAAUCGCAUUGAACGUUUUAAGAUUUUUCAUGAAGACCCCUCUCCAGGGAAGCCAGACCACGCUGCACUGUGCCCUGCAGGAGGGCAUCGAACACCUCAGCGGGCGCCACUUCUCCAACUGCACCGCCAGAGAAGUACUGGCCAAGGCCAAGGAUCCGGUGACUGCAAAGAAGCUGUGGGAGAUCAGCGAGAGAUUCUGUGACCUCUGAAGAGUGUUUUACUAAAGUAGUUUGUUUUAAAUAAGAGCCACUCGUGAUGUUAACUUCAAUCUGUUUGUAAAAAUUGAAACCGAGACCAAAGUUGACACUUUCAUGUGACUUUUCUUUAACUUUCCAGAUAUUGUAAAAAGAGGAAGGGAAUUGACUUGAUUUAGAUAUUACAUAACUCAUGAUCCACAUGUGGAAUUUUAACUAGAGUGUAAAUAAAUGACAUUUCUGACAUCAUAAUCCAGCGACUCUAUAGUCUUUUGGCUAUAUAGCCUUUAUAUGGGCAGCUAAUGGGAUCAUCCAUUGAUGUUUGACUGGCUUAUUAGAAGCCAUUGUACUAAAAGACAUUAUAUAUUUUCAGCUUUUACCAAUGGGAAUGUUUCUGAAGAUUAGUUCCUUUGGAAACUCGAAAAGCUAAUGGCACAAAGCUUUGAUUCUACAUUUCUCCAUUUAUGUUUUUUAUAUGCCUGAUGAAUAAUAUGUACCUGUAUUAAUGAGGGGCCGUCACAAAGGUUAUGAAGGUGCAGGUUUAGUGGUGGAAAUGUACAUUACAGUUAUUUCGUUAUUUAAGUACAUCAAGCUAAAUUGUAUGUAAAUUUAAGAGUUACAGUUGUAAAUGUAAAUUAUAAAGACUUGCAGUUUUUCUGGGGAAAGUUUUGACAAUUUUCAAAGUUUUACCUGUUAACCCAAUAAAUUUAGAGCCAUGAAGCCGAUUUU